Molecule: messenger RNA, 699 nt
Organism: Beauveria bassiana ARSEF 2860
Lineage: Eukaryota; Fungi; Ascomycota; Sordariomycetes; Hypocreales; Cordycipitaceae
Product: YhhN family protein
Exons: 1
Coding region: 1-699 (232 amino acids)
Cellular component (GO): membrane
Source: RefSeq, a predicted model, not a curated record
AUGGACUGGACGCGCUUUCAAGGCAACAAUCCGACAGAGACGGCUGUUCUUGCCGUCUCCGUCGCCUCUGCCGUGCUCUAUCUCCUCCACGUCCGCGCCGUCCCGAGCAAGACGCGCAUGACCUACAAGACGCUCUCGACCUUGCUGCUCGCCUGCUUCGCCGCGCUGCGCACCGGCCGCCUCACCUCGCCGCUCGUUGCCGCCCUUGCACUCGGCUCCCUGGGCGACGCCUUCUUGGCCUGGCCCGGCGAGGCCAACUUUCUCUGCGGCCUGGCCAGCUUCCUCGUCGCGCACCUGUUUUACGUGGCGCUGUUUGCGGGGCUCGGCAGCGGCAGCGGCGGCGGCGUCGGCGUGCGAAUCAUCAUUGGGCAAGAUGGUGAUGCCUGGCGGAAGGGCGUCGCGGGUGGCAUGCUGCUGCUGGCGCCGGGCAUGGCGGCGGUGCUGAUGCCGCGGGUGGCGGGCGCGUUGCGGGCGCCCAUUCUCGUCUACACGGCGACGAUCCUGACCAUGGUGCUGGCGGUGCUCACAGUGCACAGCGGGACCAUUGUUCUAGGCGGGGUGCUGUUUGCGCUGUCGGACUCGAUACUGGCGACGGAGGAGUUUGUGGUGGCGCGGGAGUCGGGCCACCGGCCGUGGAUGCAGCACGCGGUUUGGAUCUUGUAUUACUCGGGCCAGUUUCUGAUUGCAGCUGGAUUUUGA